AUGUUAUUCUGGAUAAUUUGUUGGUCUUUUUGUGUCUCUGGUGCACCCAGUAGCUUUAAAAGUAUGCCAAGACUGUGGAGUAGCAAUAUAGUAUACUGUGGCAGGAAUGCCUUGCAGUUAACAUUACCUAAUGGCAGCUUUGUGAUGACCCUUAGGGUACAAAUACUAGAUGCUGCUGGUAAAGUCUUUUUCCAUGAUGAGCUGAAAUGUCCAGUGCAUCUCCAGAUGCUCCAAGUAGCAGUAUAUGCUGAACUCUAUAGAAACAGUUGUGAUUCUCAAUCUAUAUCUCAGGAAGAAUGUGAAGAAAAUGCCUGCUGCUAUACCCCUGGUGAUCCUCAUGUUCCUUGUUACUAUGGCAAUACUGUGGCUGUACAUUGCACACCAGAUGGUCAUUUCUCCAUUGCUGUAUCUAGUAAUGUGACUUUGCCAUCACUAAUUCUGGAUUCUGUGCAUCUCAUUUGUGAACAUGGGUUUAGCUGUGCUCCUCUGACAAAGAAUAAAGUCUUUCUCUUCUACAAAUUUCCACUUUAUGCCUGUGGGACCACUGUUCAAAGAAUUGGAGAUCAUGGCAUCUAUACCAAUGAGCUGAUAGUGUGCCAUGACAUUCAAAACUGGAGCAUGGGCUCCAUCACUCAUAACAGUACUUUCAGACCACAUCUCAGCUGUAGGUAUUCAACUAGGGGCUUUUUACCACUUGCAGUACAAGUCUUCACUCUGCCACCUCCAGUUUCAGUACCUCAGUAUGGACCACUUAACUUAGAGCUAAGAAUUGCCAAAGAUAAAUGCAAUUACAUGAGCUAA
Messenger RNA from Candoia aspera, 801 nucleotides. Its product is annotated as zona pellucida sperm-binding protein 4-like. Gene Ontology annotation, cellular component: egg coat. Gene Ontology annotation, biological process: binding of sperm to zona pellucida; prevention of polyspermy. Gene Ontology annotation, molecular function: structural constituent of egg coat; acrosin binding. The record is from RefSeq and is a predicted model, not a curated record. NCBI's taxonomy places the organism in Eukaryota, Metazoa, Chordata, Lepidosauria, Squamata, Candoiidae.